Molecule: messenger RNA, 1674 nt
Organism: Cladophialophora bantiana CBS 173.52
Lineage: Eukaryota; Fungi; Ascomycota; Eurotiomycetes; Chaetothyriales; Herpotrichiellaceae
Exons: 5
Coding region: 1-1674 (557 amino acids)
Molecular function (GO): oxidoreductase activity, acting on paired donors, with incorporation or reduction of molecular oxygen; heme binding; monooxygenase activity
Source: RefSeq, a predicted model, not a curated record
AUGAACGUGACAGUAUUUUCUGUUGCCAGCAAGCUGGUUCUUGUCUCCUUCACAGUACUUUUACUCGUACUUGCUCGCUACUCCGCUGCCAGUCGUCGACCUCGAGGCUUUCCGCCUGGGCCGCCAACACUGCCAAUAAUCGGGAAUCUUCACCAGUUUCCUCUCAAAAAGCCUUUCAUCAGAUUUCUUGAAUGGAGCAAACAGUACGGCGCUGUGGUCGGCCUCAAUCUAGAUCCUCAAAACGUCAUCGUGCUGAACAACUACGGGAGUGUGAAAGAACUCUUUGACAAACGUGGAGCUAUCUAUUCGAGCCGUCCUGAUAGCUAUGUUAGCAAUGAACUUCUUUGCCGCAAUGAAACACACAUUCUGCUCGUCCCAUACGGCCAAAGCUGGAGGGCUCUUCGGAAGGCAGUUCAGGCUUUGUUGAAUGUGACUGCUGUGGACGGACCCUUGCCCGUCCAAGAAGCGAAAGCAUCACAGACGGUAUAUGAACUUAUGACAAGUCCGGAAAAGUGCUUCACGCAUAUUCGCCGGUAUUCAGCAGCUGUCAUUCUUGCAUCCGUGUUCGGCCAGAGAAGCGCUAGCUACGAGGCACCAAAAGUCCAAGCCCUCUAUCAUGCUCAGGAGCAAUUCACCGAAAUACUAGCUCCAGGAGCCACACCCCCCAUGGAUCCCUUCCCGUUCUUGAGAUAUAUGCCUACAUUCUUAGCCCCUUACAAGCGCUGGGCAGCAAAUAUUCGGCAAGAGCAACGGACACUAUAUUCCGGCCUGCUCAACGAGACCAAGGCAAGAACCCGGAAACAAGAUAAGAUCCCUUGUUUCAUGGACAAACUCUUGGAGGGAAAGGAGAAAAGUGGCCUUGAUGACGAACAGAUUGUGUACACUGGGGAAUUCUGGUAUGGCUCUCUAUGGCUAGCUUUCCUUACGGCAAGAUCUGAUUUCGGUUUUAAGAUGGAAGCAGGUUCUGAUUCGACAUCCUCGACUCUGCACUCGUUUGUCCUUGCCAUGGUCAAAUAUCCUGAAGUCUUGCGAAAGGCACAGAAAGAAUUAGAUGAGGUCUGCGGACCCUCAAAGUCACCUGGUUCCCAGGAUGUUAAGAACCUUCCCCUACAUACAAGCAGUCAUGACAGAGGUGAGAGGUCAGAUACCACGUUGAGAUGGCGACCAGUAGCACCAGGUGGCGUCCCUCAUAUGCUGAUUCAAGAUGACAUCUACGAGGGCUACUUCCUUCGCAAAGGCACCAUUGUGUUUGCUAACACCUGGUCCAUUCACCAAGACACGUCAGAAUACAACAGACCAGAGGAAUUCAUACCAGAACGGUUCCUCAACGACAAAUUCGGCAGCAAGGGCAAUAACCAAAGUUCCCAUGACGAUGAAAGUAAUAGAAGAGUAACUUACAGCUUCGGGGCCAGAAGGCGAGUCUGUUCUGGUCAACGCCUUGCGGAGAAUUCUCUGAUGAUCAACAUGUCCAAAAUGGCCUGGGCCUUUGACAUUAAAGCCGACCCGAGUGCACCGCCGCUGGGCUUGGACGUGGAAACGGGCCACUCAGGCGGCUUCGUGUUUGGACCCAAUCCAUUCUCGGCCUCGUUCUCUAUUCGAUCCCAGCAGCAUCAGGAAACCAUCUUGAGAGAAUACGAGGAGGCAAAGAUAUUCUUCCAGAAAUAUGAAGAUUAG